AAGAAACCGCGAUCGGUCGCCCUCCUCGCCGCUUCCAUCCAAAGCCGUGAUUUUUCCGCGUGUUUCGCCGUCCCGGACGUUGACGUCCGGUUAGGCCUAGUCGGCCUCGCGAGCUUGGAAUCGAUCGGAUUAGUCUCAGUUGGGGUUUGUGGAUCUCCGCGGCAAUGGGCGCCAGGGUGUCGAGUGUCAUGGGCCGCGAGACGGGGCUCGGCGACCUCCCGGAGAACUGCGUCGCCGCCGUGCUCGUCCACCUCGACCCUCUGGAGAUCUGCCGGGCGGCUCGGCUUUGCCGGACGUUCCGGGGGGCGGCCUCCGCCGACUUGGUGUGGGAGACGAAGCUUCCUAGGAAUUACCGCUCUCUGUUAGCGUUGGUUUCGGACGAGAAUGCCGUCGAACAAAGGAGGCGUCUUUGCAAGAAGGAGAUCUACGCGCGGUUGUGUCGGCCGAAUCCCUUCGACGGUGGUACCAAGGAAUUUUGGCUGGAGAAGAGCUGUGGUGGGCUUUGUAUGUCGAUUCCCUCGAGGGCCUUGCUGAUUAUGGGGAUCGAUGAUCACAGAUACUGGAAUUACAUUCCUACUGAGGAGUCUCGAUACCACUCGGUUGCAUAUCUCCAGCAAACUUGGUGGUUUGAGGUAGAUGGAGAAAUCAAAUUCUGCUUCCCGGCUGGUGCCUACAGCUUAUUCUUCCGGCUCCAUUUAGGGUGUGCCGCAAAGCGACUUGGCCGUAGGAUUUGUAUCUCCAAACAUGUCCAUGGGUGGGACAGAAAGCCGGUGCGGUUUCAACUAUCGACAUCCGAUGGUCAGCAUGUUGGAUCUAAAUGCUAUCUAGGGAAGCCUGGGAGCUGGAUCCUUUACCAUGCUGGUGAUUUUGUCGUAGAGAAUUCUGAUGAGUCCACCACCCUUAAGUUCUCCAUGAGACAAGUUGACUGUACGCACACCAAAGGCGGCCUUUGUGUUGAUUCUGUGUUGAUAUAUCCUAAGGGAUUUAGACAGGGGAAGGUCUUUACCACUGACAGGAUAACAUAGAGACUAAGCUGAAGCUGUCAAAAUAGGAGGAUAUGUAGUCAGCAAGUAAUGUAUAUACUCAUCUCAGAUCGAGCGAAAACGACGAACUUGGUGAUGUCUUGUGGACUGUCAGAAGCAUCAAAAUGAAGCUUUUGUUGGAAAUAUUUGAAUGUGUGAUUUGGAAUUAUGGUA
Molecule: messenger RNA, 1196 nt
Organism: Musa acuminata subsp. malaccensis (wild Malaysian banana)
Lineage: Eukaryota; Viridiplantae; Streptophyta; Magnoliopsida; Zingiberales; Musaceae
Source: RefSeq, a predicted model, not a curated record